ACCAGCGGUGCGGCCAUGGCGUCCACUACGGGUGCGUCGGCGGCCGGCAAUGUGACCGACUUGUUAACUAUAUUUAGUCGGAUCAGUUGGCAUUGGGCGCCGGCAGCCCAAUUGCACGCCGACCAGGAGCUGGGUCUUAACGGGUCGGCGCUGUCGGCCAACGGGACCGACACGUGGAACACAUCCCUGCCAUUAGUCGACUGUCAAUCAACGCUCAAAUGUCUGAACAAUUGGCUUAAUUACACGCAAAGUGAGAACAACCCAAUCGACGACAGAGCCGUUAAUUUGUCCAAAAGUGUCGACUCUAUGGACGCAAACAUAUCGGCAAACAUCACAUUAAGCCCACUCUCCGGCUAUCCAUUAGAGAACGAGUCAUUAAGUCCGACAACAAUCGCAACAAUACUGACACAGAAUAGCACUAAAAUAACGCACAUUAUUCUGGAGCCGGAUCUCCGUAUUCAUCAUCCCUUCCUCGCCGUCAUUUUGGCCAUCAUUUGUGUGAUCGUUGUCUUCGGAAAUACUCUAACAAUGCUUAGUGUUUAUAGAGAAAGAUAUUUACAUACAGUGACCAACUAUUUUGUCGCCUCUCUGGCGGCGGCCGACUGUCUCGUCGGCGCUAUUGUUAUGCCCUUCUCUGUCGUCCACGAAGUGAUGAACAAGUGGUGGAUCUUCGGUCAGGACUGCUUUGAUGUAUUGGCCAGUUCUGCAUCCAUUCUCAAUCUCUGUGUCAUCUCAUUAGACAGGUAUUGGGCUAUAACUGAUCCAAUGACAUAUCCAUCGCGAAUGACACCCAAUAAAGCGGCCAUUUUUAUAGCAUCUCUAUGGAUCUGUUCGGCGCUCAUCUCAUUUCCAGCUAUUCUCUGGUGGAGAGCCGUCCUAAAGGAACCGGUGCCGCCAUUCCGUUGUCAAUUCACAGAUGAUGUCGGAUAUCUCGUAUUUUCAUCGACGAUAUCAUUUUACGGUCCACUCAUGGUUAUGGUGUUCACAUACUAUCGCAUAUAUGUUGUCGCCAGCAAACAGACCCGGAGCCUGAAAUUGGGGGCCAAACAAAUCCACUCAUCAGGCGAUACGUCCGGUAAUAACAAUGCAAUCACAUUACGUAUGCAUAGAGGAGGCAAAGCUAUAGCCAACUCUGCGCUCAAUAACUGUCGGCCCAAAUAUUCCGGCGACUCUUCCGAUGAACACAAUCAGGAUUUCAUUACCGCCGACGAGAAUGGCUUAGAAAAGUGUUCAUCCAUUAGAAGCAGAAAUAUGAAGACUAAUUGUGGUAACCUGGCUCGGUUGGUUGAACAGUGCGAUGAACCCGGUCAUUUACGCGUGUUGGUCGCGGGAUUUCAGGCGCGCCUUCCGACGGAUCCUAUGCUCGUGCUGUACGUCAGCCCACAAUCGCCGCAAUAA
Molecule: messenger RNA, 1398 nt
Organism: Medioppia subpectinata
Lineage: Eukaryota; Metazoa; Arthropoda; Arachnida; Sarcoptiformes; Oppiidae
Source: the annotation of a GenBank genome assembly